AGAAGAGUGACAAAAACAAACUCUCCAGAUGACAUUGAAACACAAAAUCAGGAUCUGUUUGCAAUAUGGAGCUACGAUGGGAAGAUGGUGUAUGAAAACAUCAUCGAAGCAACGGAGGAAUUCAACUCCAAAUAUUGCAUCGGAGAGGGAGGAACAGGGAGUGUUUACAAAGCAGAGUUAAGCACUGGUCAAGUUGUUGCUGUGAAGAAGCUUCAUGCUAAUACAGGUGGUGAUGAUCACGAGAUGUCUCAAUAUCUCAAAGCUUUUACAAGUGAGAUUCAAACAUUAACACAGAUACGACAUCUUAACAUAGUCAAGUUAUAUGGGUUCUGUUCACAUCUAAGACACUCUCUCUUGGUUUAUGAGUUCAUAGAAGGUGGAAGCUUGCGAAAUGUACUGAAAAAUGAAGAAGAAGCAAGAGCAUUUGGUUGGAGCAAAAGGAUAAUCGUUGUAAAAGGUGUGGCAAAUGCAUUAUCCUAUAUGCACCAUGACUGUUCGCCGUCUAUAAUCCAUCGAGACAUAUCAACCCAAAAUAUUUUACUGAAUGCAGAACAUGAUCAAGCUUAUGUUUCUGAUUUUGGGACCUCCAGAAUUCUCAAUCCAGACUCAUCCAACUGGACUUUGUUUGCUGGAACUUUUGGAUAUGUUGCUCCAGAACUUGCUUUUACAAGGGAAGUGAAUGAGAAGUGCGAUGUGUAUAGCUUUGGAGCUAUGACGUUGGAAAUAUUUGGAGGGAGGCAUCCAGGAGAUCUCAUUUCAUCUCUUUCCUCUUCCUCAUCCUCAUCAUCAUCUGAAACACCAGCUUACCAUCAAGUAGCAGUAAUGGAUGUUUUGGACCAGCGCUUAUCCCCCCCAUCGGAUCAAGAGGCUGGGAAGAUGCUCUAUCUUGCUAAGAUUGCAUUUGCAUGCUUGAAUGGCACCCACAGUCUCGUCCAACAAUGAAACAGGUUGCUCAAAAGCUUUCAACUCAGACCCAUCAUUUGUUAAAACCUUUGGCUUUGCAUACAUUAGGAGAUCUGUUUGAUUUCAGUUAUUCUACUUCCUGAGCAUAUUCCACCUCAUGAGAGUGCUUCUUUCUUUCUUUUCUUUUCCCUUUUUUUUUUUUGUUUUGUUU
Molecule: messenger RNA, 1114 nt
Organism: Ziziphus jujuba (common jujube)
Lineage: Eukaryota; Viridiplantae; Streptophyta; Magnoliopsida; Rosales; Rhamnaceae
Product: MDIS1-interacting receptor like kinase 2-like
Exons: 2
Coding region: 85-942 (285 amino acids)
Biological process (GO): protein phosphorylation
Molecular function (GO): protein kinase activity; ATP binding
Source: RefSeq, a predicted model, not a curated record